UUCCAUUCGCACCGUCGAUCCCCGGUGACCGGCAGAGGAGUCCACAUCCACAACAAACGACUCGACCAGCACCGCACGCCACACACCGCACCGCACGCCACACACACACACACACACACACACACCGCAUGAGAAGCCUUUCCGUCUUCCUUGCACUCAGAGCAGCUUCUUCGUCGUCGAUCGGAGGAACCAGCAGCGCGCUUGCGUUGAGAUCGUCUCCGGCGCUCGCUUCCAGGGGAGGAUUUUCGUUCCGGCCCCUAAAACUCGGCCGCUCCCUUUCGUCCCUGUCCUCGAACGGCAGCGACGGCGACGGCGACGCUACAAUGGCUCCUAGCAACACGAUCAGCAACACGAACACCGGCAUGCCCCGGGAGGAGAUCGGCAGGCGCCUCACGGGGCUGCCGAUGGGCCCCUACCCGGUCGGGGUGACCACCGUCCAGAUCGACGGAGACCCGAAGCGGGGCCGGGGCCUCCAGACCGAGGUCUGGUACCCGGCGUCCGAGGCCUCCCGGGCCUCCCCGGUCACCAAGUACUCGGACUACCUCGGGCUGGACAAAGCCAGGGAUCCGGUCGCCGCCAGGGCCGCCGCCAACGCAAGGACCGCCAUCGGGGGCUACCGGGACGGGAUCUCGGUCGAGGAACUCGACGAUCCCUCAGAGACGACCUGGCUGACGACGGCGGUCCGGAACGCGGGGGUCGCCGAAAAGGACCCGAACCACGGAGACGACCCAGGGACCGGCUGGCCCCUGGUCGUCUUUUCGCACGGGUCCGGUGCCUACCGGGCCUCCUACGGCUUUUGGACGGAGUUCCUCGCCAGCCACGGCUACGUGGUGGCGGCCUGCGACCACCCCGGAUCGGCCCGGUACACCAUCGUCGACGGGGAGGUCAUCACGCCCGGCGGGGCCCGGUCCAAGCGGGAGCGCAUGGAGAAAGACCGACCGCUGGACGUCCUGCAGGUUUUGGACGGGAUCGCUUCCAACCCUUCCGGCCUCCCGCUCUUCGGGGCCGUCGACACGAACAACGUGGCCAUCACGGGCAUGUCCUUUGGGGGCUACACCACGGCCGCCACCCUCGAGCUCGGCGACCCCCGGAUCACCGCCGCGGUCAUGAUGUGCUCCUCCAUGGCCAUGAGCGGGACCAUGGACUACCACACGCCCUCCCGGAAGAACAAGUCGACCCCCGUGAUGGUCAUGAUCGGGACCGAGGACACGGUCCUCGGGCCAGACUGCAACGACGCGAACCGCAGGUACGUCGACCACCACGAGGACGGCGACGCCUACCUGCUGGAGCUCGUCCGGGGGGGCCACGUGAGCUUCACCUCCUGCGAGCUCUACGAUCCCGAGUACGGAAACGGGAUCAACGCGCGCGGCCGGUCGAAAUCGAUGACCAAGCCCGGGGAGACCUAUUUGCCCUGGGGCAUUUCCGACCAGCACGCCGCCAUCAACCACUACGGGCUGUGCUUUCUGAACAAGUACGUCAAGAAGAAGAAGGGGGCCGGGGGCGCCAACGCCGUUAUGGAGAGGGACGCCUUCGACGCUUCCGAGGUGCUUCUGACGGCCAACCGCGACGGCCUCGUAAGGUGAAGCCUUUCCUCUCGGUCGGUCGCCGCCGCGGUUGAAUCUAAUCGGAUCGAAUCGAGUUUCAUCGAAACAAGGCUCUAUUAUUUUUUAAACGCAUCAGUUUCGUACAAAACAGUUUUAGUCAAAGUCGUUACACUAGCAUGGUUGGUUAGCAGAUAUUUUAUCGCGGGCGAGUGCCGUACCGUACCGUAGCAUGCCCGCCAUUGACGGUUUCGUACCACCGGAUCCGCAACGGCUGCACCACAAGCCAUGAAUGAAACCGACGCAACACCUCACCGAGCGCCAAGCGCAUCGCACCUCCGACGGGCGUGUUCCGUGUCGGGAUCGGUCGGUCGGUCGGUCGGUAGCUUUGUCUUUUUGUCAACGGAGAUCUGCGUGCGAUUCGCGGCUGGUGGCUAGGUCGGUCGGUCGGAGCUGUGGAGCUGGGUCGCACCGCGUCGCCGCAUUGCGAAGAGCACAACUGGUAACACCAAAACGUUGACAAAUUUCUACAAGCGCGAUCGACAAAAACGAAACAAAACAAAUGCUUUGUCUGGGAAUCGAACCCAGGACAUCUGCUUGGAAGGCAGAUAUUUUACCACUAAACUAACAAAGCUCGCUUGCGUUGCUGUUGUUGAGAUAAGAUGUAGAAAUAAACUAUAUAACUAUGG
Pseudo-nitzschia multistriata is the source of this 2230-nucleotide messenger RNA. Lineage: Eukaryota; Bacillariophyta; Bacillariophyceae; Bacillariales; Bacillariaceae. The record is from the annotation of a GenBank genome assembly.